This is a messenger RNA of Acanthochromis polyacanthus (spiny chromis), 1452 nucleotides long. Its product is annotated as myeloid-associated differentiation marker homolog. NCBI's taxonomy places the organism in Eukaryota, Metazoa, Chordata, Actinopteri, Pomacentridae. Bases 201 to 1061 code for a protein of 286 amino acids. Gene Ontology annotation, cellular component: membrane. The transcript is spliced from 2 exons. The record is from RefSeq and is a predicted model, not a curated record.
AAAAUGUGAUGAAAGCAAUGUGAAGAAGCUCUGAUACAGAGGCUACGAGGGAGCAACCACGCUUCCACAUUUGAGGAUAAACGACCAAAGCCAAAGAGCUGCUCAGAAAACCACAGAACAAACAUAUAAAAUCAAAAGGUGAGAGCAAAGAAGCGAAUUACUUCUGACUUCCAACCACUGAGCCCAGGAUCGCAGUCAGGAUGGUCACCCUGGACCUGAAGGCAGUGACGACGCCGGUGGGCGUUUUGCGGAUAUUGGCGGUGGUCCUGACCUGCAUCUCCUUCAGCUUGGUGGCAUCGGUGUUCCACACCACCGAAUCCUUCUGGACAUACUGCAUGUUCACCUGGUGCUUCUGCUUCUGUGUCACCAUACUCAUAAUCGUGCUGGAAUUCACCUCUCUCAGUGCAAAGCUGCCCAUCUCCUGGAAUGACUUCACAGCCGCUUUUGCCAUGUUGGCCAGCCUAAUGGUGCUGGUAGCGUCCAUCGUCUAUCCCAGAUUCUACGCUUGCCAGCUAUGCGGCAGACAAAUCGGUGCCUCCGUCACUUCCUGGCUUUGCUGGAUCGUUUACCUCUCAGAGGUUAUCUUUACCCGAGCCAAGCCUGGAGAAAUCAGCGGGUUUCUUUCCACCGUCCCGGGUCUCCUCAAAGUUCUGGAAGCCUUUGUGGCCUGCAUCAUCUUCAUCUGUUUGGACUACACCGGCUACGCUCUAUUCGCAGGGCUAAAGUGGUGUGUGGCCGUCUACUCCAUUUGCUUCAUUUUUGCCAUCCUUGUCAUCAUUUUUACCAUCUGCCGCCUGCUGACGCUCUUUCCUGCGCCAUUUGACAAAGUGCUGAUUGUCUGCAACGUGCUGGCGGUGCUGAUGUACGCCACCGCCGCGGUCAUUUGGCCGCUGUACAGCUUCAGGAACAGAUCCAGGCCGAGCAUCUGUGAUCUACCGAAUGUCGUCUGUGGUUGGGAUUUAUCAAUUGUCGUCACUAUCAUGACCUACCUCAACCUCAUUGCUUACAUCGUGGACACGGUUUACUCUUUCAGGCUGGUCUUCUUCGUCAGCCGUACAUAGCUGAAUAAAAAGUCAUCUUGAACAACAGUAUUUAUAUCACAUACAGUUUGUUGUCAUGACAAUCCGAACACGCACUUGUUGACUAAAAGAAGCUUCUACAUCACUGGCAGGGUCUCUUAGAAAUGUCCUUAUUUUUAUUCUUCUGUAAUUAUGUUAGCCUGUGAAUAAAAGUGUGAAUUUUCAUGGAAAACACAAAAAUGUCUGGUGAGUCCAAACUUUUGAAGUGAUAGAUUUUAGCUUAAAUUCAGAGGAGGAACUCCAUUCUCCUUCUUUGUUCUUUUACUUCCUCUAUGAUUUCAAUCAGAGCUUUAUUACUUCUCUUAUUUUGAUAAAUGUGGUGCAGAUGCUUGUUGUUCUCAUGUGAAAUAUUAAUAAAAUUCCAUAACAGUGA